Molecule: messenger RNA, 6251 nt
Organism: Protopterus annectens (West African lungfish)
Lineage: Eukaryota; Metazoa; Chordata; Ceratodontiformes; Protopteridae
Gene: TOB2
Product: transducer of ERBB2, 2
Exons: 2
Coding region: 251-1168 (305 amino acids)
Biological process (GO): regulation of gene expression
Cellular component (GO): cytoplasm; nucleus
Molecular function (GO): transcription corepressor activity
Source: RefSeq, a predicted model, not a curated record
GCGCGAGGUUGCUAAGGGUGAAACUUUCAUUUGAAGGCUACAGUACAAGCGACAACAGGAAAGUAAGACACUUAGCCAUUGACGAAAGGCUAAGCUGUAGUUGUGUAUAUUAAAGAAAACAACCUAAUAGCACUUUUUGGAUAAAUAUAUUAUAGCAAUCAUCUUUUAUAUACGCACAUUCCAACCUUCAGCAUUAACCUUGUUCUGAGUGCACUUCUGUAGACUGCCAUCUCGCCUGCUACUGAGGAGUAUGCAUCUGGAGAUCAAGGUUGCCUUGAAUUUUAUUAUCUCAUACUUGUACAAUAAGCUGCCUAGAAGACGAGCAGAUCUGUUUGGCGAAGAAUUAGAGAAGCUGCUAAAACAAAAAUAUGAAGGCCACUGGUAUCCAGACAGACCUCUGAAAGGAUCUGGCUAUAGAUGUAUCCAUAUUGGAGAAAUAGUUGAUCCAAUUGUUGAGGAAGCUGCCAAAAGAAGUGGAUUGGACACUGAUGAUGUAAGAGCCAAUGUUCCACCAGAACUGAGUGUGUGGAUAGAUCCUUUUGAGGUAUCCUACCAGAUAGGAGAGAAGGGGCCUAUUAAAGUUUUGUAUAUGGAUGAUGUUGAAAAUGCAGAACUGGAUAGAGAGAUCAAAAGCAGCUUUAACCCAGAGGCUCGAGUGUUUGUUCCUAUCGGUAGCCAGAAUAACUCCUUGUCAAAUUCUCCAUCUCCAUGCUUUGGUCAGUCACCGAGCCCUACAUUCAUACCCCGAUCUUCUCAGUCUCUUACAUUUACCACUGCCAGCUUUGCUGCCACAAAGUUUGGUUCCACUAAGAUGAAAAAAGGUGGCCAGCGUAUAGUUAAAUCCCCUACCAACAACUUGAUGAAGCACAAAGGGCUUUCCUUGUCUCUGCAUUCACUGAACUUCACAGGAAACCAGAUGCCAGCAUCUCAGCUGUCACCUAAUGCAAAGGAGUUUGUUUACAGUGGCUCUCCAGGAUUGUUCUAUGAAAAUGAGAACCAAAAUUUAUCUGGUCCAGCUCAGCUUAGCAGUACAUUUGAUAUGCCUCAAGUCUUCAGCAGCAGCAGCCUGUUUGUGGAGAAAACACCAUUCAUGGAAGGGUUGAAUUUCAAUUUUAACAGUAUGCAGUAUCCCAGCCAGCCAUUUCCGACUGUUGUACUGGCCAACUGACAGUGUUUGCCAACCAUUUAAGGCCUGCAGCUACUGGAAAAUGAAAACAAGCAGUCUUUCACAUUUCUGUAGAAUGCUGGUGAAGCACUUCCUUUGGAUUGGGUGGGGUGGGGGGAUUGGACUGACAGCUGCCUUUCAUUGCUCUAAGAAGCCAACGUGUGCCCUAAAUCAAAACCUUUUUAUUUGUUUAAUUUUGUCCAUAUAUGGAAGCCCAAAACAUUAAAAAAAUUUGUAUGAGUCUGAUAAGUGUUCCCAUCAAAACUUUGUAGACUUUUAUAACAUGUUAAUAAACAAUCUUGCAUUGUAUCUUUAUUUGGAUUUUUGAAACGGCACCAGUUUAUAUUUGAAGACAUGCAGGCUGGCAGUUGUAUACUGCAAUGAGCUGAUGGAAAGCAGUAGCUCCUUCACUCUGCAUUAAACGUUACAAAUCUUCUGAUUAUCCAAUAGAGUUGCAAGUUUAAUUGUGGACAGCUGAGCGCUGCUGUAUAUAUAUAAAUAUAUGUAAAUAUAUAUAUAUAUAUAUAUAUAUAUAUAUAUAUAUAUAGCAAGUUGACUUUAUUUUGGUUACUAGUUUAGGAAUAUCCUAGGGCACACGUUUGAAUUACAUCACUUUGGGGGCUCCUGGCUGUAUGCCAGCGUUUGACUUGUAUUGAAAACGCGACUCAAAGUGCAGUAGAUGAGGAGGCUUCCUAAAUUACUUGGUAGUGUUGGGUUAUUUCUGGGGCCGUAGAUUUAUUUUUCUGUAUAGAGAUCUUAAAAGGGUCUGUGCAGAAUUGUUACUGUUUAAUUCUGGAGUACUUUUGCAGUACUUGUGUCAAAGUGACUUUCAGAAGGUAUCUAGAUAGUAUUUAGGAUCUGGGGGAGCUCCCCCAUGCUCUCAAGUCUAUGGUAUCUUGUUUUGGGUUUUCUUAUCCUUUCUAUCUGGGGGAGCUGAUCAUUUCAGGCAUUGACUCUUGAAGUGUUCUCCUCCUGGCACUGAGUGCCAGUGCUGAAACUUGUUGCAAGGAGGCUUGGGAAAGCCCUUGCUGAUUCUAAUAGCUUUUAGAGCUGCAGUAUUGCACUUUGUUGGUUCUCCCAGAAGCCACCCCCUUCCAGCUUUUCCUUUCCAAAAUGAAAGUUUGGUUACUUGAAUGUCACAUUGUGCCCUGUUACUUGAAUGUCACAUUGUGCCCUCUUUUUUGUAUGAAAUGUAUACCAGUUUUGUCAUCAUUCAAUUUUUUUAAUUCAAGUUCUCAGGGUUUCUCCCAUUUUUAUUGCAGAAAAAUAUUUAUUUUUGUUUGGUACAGUAUAAAAGCUGCUUUGUUUUAAUAAGAGCAUAGGGGCCUGCACUUUAUUGACCAAAAUUCAAUUUAUCUCAUUGUGUCUGUCUUUGGAGCCUGAGUUAACUAAUGUUUGUAGGGAUGGAUGUAAGCAGUGUUCAAGAAAAACUGCUAUAAAACUUAACAAUGGCUGAAAGGGCAUGAAAUAGCGGCCACCACUACUGUAGUUGCUGGCACAUUUGACUGUUUGCACACAUUCUCUUGCUCCUUGCAAAUUCAUUAAAAUUGUCAAGAAUGCAGGUUAACACAAUUGUUUUAAAACUGUGCUUAAACCCGUGGCCUGCAAGCUGUUUGUCAGAACAGAGAUGUUCUGUUUUCAGCAACUCCUUUUUUGUCUCAGUUUUACGGUUGCAAUUUUUUUUUUUUUUUUUUUUUUUUUUUUACAGAAUAUUGUAAUUUAAAUUUUAUAUUGUGUAUGCAUUGUAUUAACAUUUUAGUAACAUUUUGCCUAAUAAAACUGCAAUUAACAGCAUACAGAGAAGCAUGAUGCACUUGGGAGUGUUUGAUCUGUACACAUCACUGCAAUUCAUUGCAUUCAGGAUGUGCUGCAGUAAAGUGUUUGCCACUUUUGCAACUGCUGCAUUGAGUAGCAGAAAUGAGCCAAAAGUGGACCACUUUACCUGGAAUUUACUAAGGUUUGAACACUGAGUUCCUGAACUCUGAUUUGCUAUGUCCGUGUUCUGUUUUUGUUCCCUUUAAUUUGUGAUUUGCACAGCAAUUGUGCCAUAUGAGAAGCAACGUUUUUUAUUUUGCUCUGAGACGCCUCUUGUUUGGAGGAUUCUCAUAAAAUGUCAAUCUUAACAUACAAGAGUUUAUGAUAAACACUUGGCUGUUAUUUUCUGAACCUUUUGGUCUGUUGAAGAUGCUUAUUAGUGCAACCUGAGUCUCUUGAACAGCUUGUACAAUACUGGUUUGCUUUUCUUAUGCAUGCAACAUGUUCUUAAGUGCCUUCUGUUUCAUAUGUUGAUGUUCCUCUGUCAGCAGAGGAUUUGAAUUACUAGCAUUUAAGAAUGCAAGAAAAAGCUAUACUCUUUGUAGCUGCACAUGGUUUUAUUUAAACUCCAUUAUUUUGUUUAGUGCAUCUGACGUGUAUGAUCCUGAUCAGCCCUGAUAGUGAAAACUUCACUAGUACUGCCAGGUUUUUGAUUAAUACUGGAUACAAAAUUGAAGUACUGCUAUUUUGGAGUGUGUGUGUGUGUGUGUGUGUGUGUGUGUGUGUGUGUGUGUGUGUGUGUGUGUGUGUGUGUGUGUGUGUGUGUGUGUGUGUGUGUGUGUGUGUGUGUGUGUGUGUGUGUGUGUCACUUAAUAUGAUACAGAAGGCAUUACUGAAAAAAACUGAUGUUGGAAACUAACAUCUGCAGUAAUUGUAUGCAGUAUGCAACCGAUUUUAUUUUGCACAUUCUGUAUCCACUGUAUAUGUCAGCUGAUCUUGGCAGAAACCAAACACUUGAUAUUAAUACAAACCAUGUAUAUUUUUGAAGAAGAAUGUCUAACAAUACAAGCCAGUAAAUACAGUCCAGUUAUUGAAUGGUAACAGUUUUAACAACCAAAAUGACUUGCAGGGUGACUAUAAAUAUUUCUUUGUGCACUGUCUUACUAAGCUACUAAACUUUUCUUACAUUUAAGUGCCACGCAGGUGCAUUUGAUCUAGUUGGCUAUAUUUUCACUGUUAAAUGAAAAAAAACAUCUGAAAAUAGCAUACUUCAUUCACACAGCAUGGCUCAAGAAGGUUUGAGGUGAAGGUGUGUGUGUGUGUGUGUGUGUGUGUGUGUGUGUGUGUGUGUGUGUGUGUGUGUGUGUGUGUGUGUGUGUGUGUGUGUGUAAACUGGUAGAAGGUGAAUGUUGUGGAGAAAUGAGAACAGUGUCAACUAUUUCAGGUAUUUUGGAAGCAAGCAGAAAUGCAACAUGGCCAAGACUUCCCUUGUUUGUCUGAUCCCAUUAAUCUUUAUCAGAAAUUUGAAAAGAGAAAAAAAUGUGAGUCUGUAGCUGUUAAUGAUCCCCCAAAAAUUGGGGAAUGUGAUUUGGCAAGUAGUUUACAGAUUGUGUAUGCAUUUUAUACAAAUGCAUAUUGUUGCCCAUCAGAAACAUUGCUGUGCAUUAGUAGCACCCCAGUUAACCAAUAGUAGAAGAGUAUAGUAUUUAACAGUGAAAACAUUGCUUCUGCAAAUUUGGUAGUAAAAACCAAAAAAUGCAGUGUGUGCUUAUGAACGGGAUUGUACUGUUUGCAUUAGGGAAGAAUUCAGUUGCAGACAUUUUCUGUUGGAGUUGAUUCAGAAGUACUAGAAUGUGGGAGACCAAAAUCAUGAAGUGUUUGGGGCAGGAGUUUCAGUAAAACUGUCCUGAAACUUCAUAGUUUGAAAAUGCUAUAAGUAGGUGACAAGUCUGUUGUAAUUUAAUGGCAGUCAUUAAAAGUGCAUUGUAAGUAUGGGAUUGAAAUGAAGCACUGUUACAUGGUGGUUGAUAAUGUGGUUAAAAAAUUGUGAUCACAUUUACUUUUGAACUUUUAAAAGCAUUUAGUAAUAGUUGGUUGAGUUGUAAAGUUUGGAAUCAUGCCAACUUAUUCUAGGCAUGUUUUUACCUUAUGCUUGCACUUUGUGAUCACCUUGAUUUCACUUGCUAGUAAAACAUCCUAUUUGUGUUUUUUAGUGAAGUUUCCUGUCUGAACUGUAGCUCAAACACACUGUUUUCAAGUGAUAGGGGUGAUGGCACUGACUUUGCCAAUUGGUAACUUGAACUUGCACGUGUAAGCAAAUGUGAAUCGUGGCAGUGCAGUAACUGGGUUUCAGCAAGGAGGUUAGAUGGUAUGUGGAACAGAUGGUGAAAAUGAGCAGCUUCCAUUUUUUUAUGUAAAACAUUUGAGUUCUGGGUGAGAUGUUAAGGUAGAUGUCUGCUUUGCCUGAAACCUGGGAGGUCUAUUUAUAAGCUUGCUGCAAUGGCAUUGGAUAAUAGAAAAUGCCCUCAACAUUUUGUAGUGGGGGGAAAGUAAACUUAACUGUUUUAAUCUAAAUUGCCAGUAUUUGAGUUUAUUCUCUAGCGGGGAAAUGGCAUAAAAUGCUUAGCUGCAGGUACAUCUUGCUGGGAAAAGUAGAUCACUAAUAUUUGUUUGGUGCUUGUCUUCUGUUGUAUGUAAUGACAACCUAAAAGGUUCCCAGUAACUGUAAUCCUUAUUUAACCAUAAGCACUUGCAAAACAAAGUAGGAGGUGGCAGCGUAGGGUAUUGCUUCACCGAGUGUUCUGUAGAAUGUGUUGUAUUAAGUGCGUUUCUUUUCAUAGACAUUUGACACUGCUUGAUAAUUCUUUUGUUUUUUUAAAUUGGCACUAACCUACCUGGUUAAGUUUUAGUUUGGGGGUUUUUCUGUUUGUGUAGAUAAUUUGCUACAUUUGUAAAAUGUAAGAGGUAUAUAAAUAUAUAUGUAUAUAUAUAUUUCUAACAUACAUUAUUGUAAUUUCUUUUCAGAAUUUUCGUAAGAGUUAUUUUUUCAAAAAAAUCAAAAACCCCCUAGAGUUAUUGACCAGUGUAUAAUCUUGUACAGAGAAUGUUUAAAACUUGAUGAAAAAGGAAUUGUAAAUGUUACUGAAAGAGAGGUAUAUUUUUGAUUGAUCUGGAUCUCUUAUUUACUGAAGGAGGAUCUCCAGAGUUUUUGUAUUGGAACGUUGUGCAAUAUUUUGAUGGCAAGUUGUGCUUGGUUUGAAGAUUGAUCAAAACUGUACAGUUUCUACUGUUCCAAAUUUUUUUAAGUUUGUAUUAAAAGCAUGAUACAAUA